AUGCAGCGCCAGGAUGAAUUAAUUGGCGAUGAUGAUGAGUACGAUGAACUUUAUGGUGAUCUUAAUAUUGGAGAGGGUUUUCUUCAGCCUCAACCGUCUGAGGCGCCUGGUCCAAAUGGUGCGGUGAAUGUGGGAUAUGGCCAGACACCAGAAACUGUUGUUCCUGAAUCUACACCAAAAGCAAUAGCUCCAUAUGUGAGUCAUGAUUCUCAAGCAUUGAAAUUGGGGUCAACACCUGUGGCUCAGAAUGGUGCAAGCAGGCUCUUCGUGGGAGAGCUACACUGGUGGACUACUGAUGCGGAAGUUGAGAGUGUUCUAUCUAAAUAUGGGAGGGUCAAGGAGUUUAAGUUUUAUGAUGAAAAACGUAGUGGAAAAUCUAAAGGAUAUGUCUGGUUGAGUUUUAUGACUCAGCUUCUGCUGCUGCUUGCAAAGAAGGAAUGA
Messenger RNA from Daucus carota subsp. sativus, 441 nucleotides. RefSeq lists its product as uncharacterized. The record is from RefSeq and is a predicted model, not a curated record. The transcript is spliced from 2 exons. Bases 1 to 441 code for a protein of 146 amino acids. Gene Ontology annotation, molecular function: mRNA binding. Gene Ontology annotation, cellular component: mRNA cleavage and polyadenylation specificity factor complex. Gene Ontology annotation, biological process: mRNA alternative polyadenylation. NCBI's taxonomy places the organism in Eukaryota, Viridiplantae, Streptophyta, Magnoliopsida, Apiales, Apiaceae.